This is a messenger RNA of Pyrgilauda ruficollis (rufous-necked snowfinch), 2950 nucleotides long. RefSeq names its product secreted frizzled related protein 1 (gene SFRP1). Gene Ontology annotation, molecular function: Wnt-protein binding. The record is from RefSeq and is a predicted model, not a curated record. The coding region runs from base 222 to 1157 and encodes 311 amino acids. Gene Ontology annotation, biological process: negative regulation of canonical Wnt signaling pathway; non-canonical Wnt signaling pathway; canonical Wnt signaling pathway. Lineage: Eukaryota; Metazoa; Chordata; Aves; Passeriformes; Passeridae. The transcript is spliced from 3 exons.
AACCCGCGGCGCGGCCGGAGCGCGGCCAGAGCGGGGCCGGGGCCGGGGCGGCGGGAGGGCGGCGGAGCUCUGCGGGCAGCGAGCGAGGGGAGCGGCGAGGGGCAGCUCCGGGACCGUCGGUGGGGGUGCGAGGAGAGUCCCCGGGGGCGGCCGCCGGCAGCGGGCGCCCGGCGGGGAGCGGCGUGCGGUGCUGUCGGGGCCGCCGUCGGCGGGUCGCGGCGAUGGGCAGCGUGAGGGGGCCCGGCGGGGCCGCCCUGCGUGCGUUGGUGUCGGUGGCCGCCGGGCUGCUGGCCUGCGGCGUGGCCAGCGAGUACGACUAUGUCAGCUACCAGUCAGACCUGGGCCCUUACCCUGGCGGGCGCUUCUACGCCAAACCCCACCAGUGUGUGGCCAUCCCUGCCGACCUGCGGCUUUGCCACAGCGUGGGCUACGACAAGAUGGUGCUGCCCAACCUGCUGGACCACGAGACCAUGGCCGAGGUGAAGCACCAGGCGAGCAGCUGGGUGCCACUGCUCAACAAGAAUUGCCAUAUGGGCACCCAGGUCUUCCUCUGCUCCCUCUUUGCCCCCGUCUGCCUGGACCGGCCCGUCUACCCCUGCCGCUGGCUCUGCGAGGCCGUGCGUGACUCCUGUGAGCCUGUCAUGCAGUUCUUUGGCUUCUUCUGGCCAGAGAUGCUCAAGUGUGACCAGUUUCCCCAGGAUGACGUCUGCAUUGCUAUGACAGCUCCCAAUGCCACCGAGGUCUCCAGGCCCAAAGGAACGACCGUGUGUCCCCCUUGUGACAAUGAGAUGAAGUCAGAGGCCAUUGUGGAGCACCUGUGUGCCAGCGAGUUUGCUCUUAAGAUGACCAUAAAGGAAGUGAAGAAGGAGAAUGGGGACAAGAUGAUCAUUCCACGCAAGAGGAAGGCACUGAAGCUGGGGCCCAUCCGGAAGAAGAACCUGAAGAAGCUGGUGCUGUUCCUAAAAAAUGGGGCAGACUGUCCCUGCCAUCAGCUGGACAACCUCAGCCACUACUUCCUCAUCAUGGGCCGCCAGGUGAAGACUCAGUACCUGUUGACAGCUAUCUACAAGUGGGACAAGAAGAACAAAGAGUUCAAGAAGUUUAUGAAGAAGAUGAAAUCCCCCGACUGCCCGACGUUUCCGUCCGUGUUCAAGUGAUGUGCUGGGCGGCGGGAGAGCCGCGCUCUGGACCUGCCCAGGCGGGCACGGCGGCUCGGCCUCGCUGCUCUGCAGCAGGGAUGCUGGAGCCCAGCCCUCCUGCUCCUCCAUCCUGCUCCUCAGAGCUCCCUCACCGAUCUCAGCCCUCCCACACCCUCGGCCUGAUCGCCUGCACGUGCUCCAAGCGGUCGCUGAGGUCACACACGAUUUACGUCUGCAUUGUCUAAAGGCCUCUUGUUGUACAGAUGUGUACAACCAUUGAAAUAGCAGCUGUCAGGUAAAGAGGGCAAGCACAGGGGUGUGAGGUGAUGUUAAGAGCUUGCACGCUUGCAGAAAGGACCCUCGUCACCACGUCACUCCCGUCUUCAUGGCUGCAGGAUUGCCCUGAAUUCCUGUGUGAGCCAGAGCUGGCUGAUUAGACACAGAUCCUAUCUUCAUGAUCAAAGUUAAUAAAUGAGUAGUGGAGAACCCAUUACAACCUCUGAUAAGAAUUCCUAAUAGCUAAUUGCCCUCACUGUAAAAAUAUCCCAUUAUAGUCUUAACCUGCUUAGUUUAAGCCUUAACCCUGGUUCCUUGUGGUGCCUUGUUGGGCUGGAGCCCUCUCUUACCAGCAUCUCUUGUGAUGUGUCCCUGGGUGCCUGCCUUGGCACCUGCUGUGCCAGCUGAGCCCCUGUUGCCCAGUGCUGUGCUGCACCCAGGCAGCCUCUGAGUCUCCACACUGUGCCCAGUGUGUUGGUGCCCUGGCAUGGGGAGCAGGGGCAGAGGGGGCUCUCUGCCCACCCCUGUGCCUUUGGCCUUGUGCAGGCCCCUGUCUCAGCAGUGUCCAGCUGAGAUCCCUCCCUGGGUGUGGCAGUUCCCGUGCACAGGUGCCCUGAGCUGCUGGUGCCCAAACCUGGCACUCCAUUUUAAGCCCGAGCAAAGGUUCAGUUGCUGGCCUGCCUGGGGCUUUGGCUGGGGGGAGCUCAUGGCCAGCUCCUCCAGCUCAUGUCACUCCCUCACUUUACCAGUGAUGUUUUUAUAGUUCCUUUAGGCUGCUGGCAAAGUACCAGAGUGCAGAAGGCCAAGGACUUUUCCCUGUGGAGCACCGCAGGGAAUGUAUCGUCUCUGUCUUCCCCUCUUUGCUGUGGGACCCAUCAGUCUGGGGUUUUGUCUGUUUGAUCUAUGGCAACUUGGCUCUCUAUCAUUAUGUCUUUUUUGCCCUAAUUGAAAUGUCAUGUUUGUAUGAUUUCAAAUAGUUUAUGAAAGACAAAGAAUGUCUUACACAAAUGAUUACAUUUAUCGACCAAGCUGAAAUUCAUUAUUCUGUUAAUUGGACUAGUUCUCUUUUUCAUAGACCCAUACCACUCUGUAUUCAUUAUCCUUCCUCCUUCCAUUUAGUAUUCUCAUCCAUCACCAAUACUCUGAGAGAAUGAAUAUCUGAUGUCUGAGAUAAUCCUGUUGUAUCACAGUUAAGUGAAAUAACAAAUCCUCAUUUCUGAGGUUUGAACCAAACCCCCUCGAAACUGGUGCAUUAAUUAUUCCUUAGCUUGGGAGUGGUGCUUAUUUCCCACAUGGGGACAGAGCCAUGGACUUGGUUGUAGAAGAAUUCCAUUAACAAGCCAAGUACUCUGAGGAAUGAUGUUUCACAGCUAACAGAGAGAUGGAUUUAGGAUGUGAACUUUGUAGAGUCCCCUUAGGUUGUCUUAGACCACCAUUUGUAGUAGUGUUGUUUCUUUAUUGCAAAAUUAAUCAUUGUAGAUAAUGUGCUUUAUUAGUGAAGUAAAGAAAUAAAUAAACCAUGGGCUUUAACAUCA